Oryzias latipes (Japanese medaka) is the source of this 3868-nucleotide messenger RNA. It is a transcript of the gene grinaa, whose product is annotated as glutamate receptor, ionotropic, N-methyl D-aspartate-associated protein 1a (glutamate binding). Gene Ontology annotation, cellular component: endoplasmic reticulum; Golgi apparatus; membrane. Lineage: Eukaryota; Metazoa; Chordata; Actinopteri; Beloniformes; Adrianichthyidae. The record is from RefSeq and is a predicted model, not a curated record. Gene Ontology annotation, biological process: negative regulation of apoptotic signaling pathway.
GUAAUGGCCAGUAACCGAACCACGUGACUCGUGUUAUGCAUAUAAAGGACUUUCUAGGUCUAUUCUAGAUAUUUCUAGAUUUGUGUUUACUUGCUGUGACUCCAUCGUUCUUUUUAGUCAAUCUAAUAAUAGCGUGUUGGAAUUUGUUUUUGCUCCUCAUAGUCAGGCAAAACUGACUUUAAAGCGGACAUUUCCCAAACAUUCGCUGACCACUCGUAACCAUUUCAGAGACGAAGGAGGUCGUCCGCGGCGCGUGCCAACUGGCACUUUAAUUUAAGAAAGUUCCCCCUGAAUCUCUCCACGCCAUGUCUCACGACAAAAGUGGAUACCCCGUAAUGGGUGAAGGCAACCAGCCUCCUAACCCGAAUUACUAUGGACCCCCUCAGCCUGGGUUUGGCAUGCCCCCUCCCAACUACAGCCAAGCCACAGGGGGACCAUACCCACCAGCAGGCAGUUACGGACAGCCGGGCUUCCCUCAGGCCGGUCCAGGCUUUGCCCCGGGCCCGUACCCUCCAAUGGGGUUCCCUCAGAUGCCCUACCCUCAGGGGCCUUAUCAGCAGGGAUUUGGACAACCAGGUUUUCCUGUUGACCCCAUGGGGGUACCUGCAGACAGCCCUGCCUACCAUGACGAUGGUCCUCCUUCAUAUGGAGACAACGAUGAAUUUAAAAUUGGAGGUCUUGAGGACAAGACGGUCCGGCGGGCUUUCAUCAGAAAAGUCUUCUUGGUCCUCACCGUUCAGCUUGUGGUCACUUUUUCCUUCGUUGCCAUCUUCACCUUUAGUGACGAUGCAAAGAUCUUUGUGCGGCGUAACCCAUGGGUAUACUACACGUCCUACGCCUCCUUCCUGGUGUGUCUCAUCGCUUUAAGCUGCUGUGGAGACUUCCGCCGCAAAUACCCAGGAAACUUUAUCGCUCUGGGCAUACUGACCCUAAGUUUGUCCUACAUGGUGGGCAUGAUUGCUAGUUUCUAUGACACGGAGACCGUCAUCAUUGCUGUGGGCAUCACCGCCGGGGUCUGUUUCACCGUCGUCCUGUUCUCGUUGCAGACCAAGUACGACUUCACCUCCUGUCGUGGCGUGCUGUUUGUGUGCCUUAUUGUGUUGAUGAUCUUCUCCAUCCUCUGCAUUUUCAUUCGCAACAAGAUCAUGCAUUUAGUCUAUGCCUCACUGGGGGCUCUGCUCUUCACUUGUUUCUUGGCUGUUGACACUCAGCUCCUUCUGGGUAACAAAAAUCUGGCCCUGAGUCCAGAGGAGUACAUCUUCGCUGCUCUCAACCUCUACACAGACAUCAUUAACAUUUUCCUCUACAUCCUGGCUAUCGUGGGUCGCUCCCGUGAAUGAGCUCCCACCGUCAAGACUUCAUGAGCCAGACUAAGACCUCCUGUCUCCGUGUCGCGUUCUGUCCCUCCGCUCAGUUUCACGUCUCCCCACAUUCCCUCUCAUGCUUCACAGUCGUACAUGGAAACAAGUGCAGCAUGUCGUUAAAUAUAGCUGCAGGGGGGGGACACCAUUUCUCUACUCUGUUGCAAACGUUGCCAUCCGAUGACAGACUGUGAUCAUCUGUGUUCAGGUUUUUCCCUCUGCCAGUCCCUCCAGGAUUUUGUUGGCUUUUUUAUUUUCUUUUGGUUGUUGUUGCUAACAUCAGCUUUCCAUAACACAACAGCAGCUAUAGACUUUCAAAUAUACUGCUAACUUUAUUUAGUAUUCUAUGCAAACUUUCCAUUUAAAAACUUUGCAAAGGAUUUGUUUAUUACUGUUUUUUAGACAUACUGUCAACAUUUAACAGUUGCACACCUUUGAAACGCAGGAGCUGUACGGCUCUUUAAAAGAGUUUUGUCUUUUAUUUAUUUAAAAAUGCAUUUCUCAAAAUCACAUAAUCAUACACUCAUUAUUUUGUCACACAUGAAUGCACUCAUAAUAAACCUUUUGGGAUUCAUUUUUGCUGCUUGAAUGAACUACAGGAAACUUAAAUAAGAUAAAACUCCAGUUUGCAAUAGUCUUAUCACAAAUGCUUUUCUCUUCUUUAAAAGGUAACCUGGCAACAAAAGAAAAAAUCUGUCCCAGUGUAUUGUGGGUAAUGAAGUUACAGUGUGUCACUGUCUGGCAUCCAUCCUUUUUCUGAUCUAAAAAAGGUUUGAAUGAAAAACCUGAAGCAGUAUAUAUUUAACAUGCUAAAGAAUUAACCUACAUGUAAACUUUUCAUCUGGAAAACAAAUCUCAUUCAAAUUUGAGGUUCACUGUCCUUUUUCAAAAGCUUUUUUUUCUUCAAAUGCAAAAGAUCAGGAGGGUUUGCUUCAGUCCCGGUCCCAUGCAAGUCUCUUUUCAGUCUGUGUCUGCGGACGUUUGCAUGAAACGCAAAGAAACGUUCACAGGAAUUGUUGAAGUUGCUGCAGUGGCACUGCAGAGUUGCCUGGAGGGCCUCCUCUGCCUGGAAUGUCACAGAAAUCUCUGUACGUCCCUCACCAGCCAAGCUAUCGUUCACCUUGUCUUGCGCAGACUGAGUCCUCGGGGCUGGGCUUCCUGCAGAGACGUCAAAAACCAGCUUUGCCUGAGAAAAAGUUAGCAUUCCAAACACUAAACUUUAAUUUAUUGUUCUCUGGCUAACUUGUCUUACAUUGCAGCCUGCUGGUGUAAACUAACUGCAUGACUACAUUGAUUAAACUACUACGUGUGUGGUAUGACUAUGUAAAUACACCACAGGCAAAACCUUUAGUCUGCUUUCCACAGCUGUACAUGGUGAAGUCUAACGCUGCUUCUUUGGUCACUCUGGAUACUUUUGCACUGUGAUUCUGGUCACAACAGAAUUUUCAGCUCAACUUCCGUUCUCCAAAGGCAAAGAGGAGCACUUCUGAGCGAUUCCAUCUUUGACACGUUCAAAUAUCCAGCUUUCCUCUACUCUGUUACAUAAACAGAAUAUUUAGGCUAGUGGAUGUUAGCUAGGAGGGACUUUAUUUAAUUUAGUUCUUUUUCAAUGGUUUGGUGCAUUUCCUGCCGAGUCUAAAUUUCAUCAAAACGGACUGGAUGUCUCAAAGUUUCCAGUAGGAAGACUUGUGGACUAGAAUCAGUUUAAAGGGAUUAAUGAGCCAGCCUGUGGCAUAGUCUUGUGUAGCCGGCGUGACUUUCAUUUAAGAGUUCCCCGUUUCUACCUCUGAAAGGACAGUGGAGUGAUUUUGUGUUUCUGUUGCUUCUCGAGUCUAGAUGUCCAAAUGGCAUAAGAAUGUUAGAUGUUUAUGAUAAACAUUUGUUUCACCAGAGUGAAGUUAAUUUAAGUAUUCUAAUGUAAUCUUUUAAACAAAUCUUUUCUCUGCAAUUAUUUAUGUCUCUUUGUUUUCACGCUUUCCUGUGGUGUACUGAAGUAAAGAGCAACUUAUUUGUUUUUAGUUCUUGAUAAUAAAAAAAAAGGCUUUUAUUUAUUUUGGAAAUCAAUUUUUUUCUACUUUUAAAGGGUGUGAGCAAAAUGAAAGAAUCACGCCUUGCCAAAAUACUCCUCCAUGCAAACCCAAAACGUGGGAUAAAUGUAGAUUUGUCCUCUCUGAUCCCCAUGUUCACCUGCUGCAUGACCUUCUCUUCAUUUGCAUGUGCCAAUACAGCGCACAGUACGGCUGUUCUUGUUUAUAACUGAACACUUGUUGGCAUUCCUGUGUUUUGUUUUUUCCCUAAAUGCUAGUAUCAAACUGAUGUUUGUGUAUAUAGACUCCUUACUGGUUUGGAUUGUGUAGAUGGAAACUCUGCAGGUUUGUUUGAAUUGUAUAUUUGCAACAUAUUGAAAUUAAACUGUAGGUAUGUUAUCAUUGUAUAUUUGUAUUUUAUUGGAGCCAGAUUGCAUUUUUCUCCACUGCUGUUUGCUUUUCAUUAAACUGAUUGGCUGU